Molecule: messenger RNA, 1410 nt
Organism: Jaminaea rosea
Lineage: Eukaryota; Fungi; Basidiomycota; Exobasidiomycetes; Microstromatales
Product: 3-deoxy-7-phosphoheptulonate synthase
Exons: 7
Coding region: 71-1222 (383 amino acids)
Biological process (GO): aromatic amino acid biosynthetic process
Cellular component (GO): cytoplasm
Molecular function (GO): 3-deoxy-7-phosphoheptulonate synthase activity
Source: RefSeq, a predicted model, not a curated record
CGCUUGACAUCUUCCGAUUUCAAUUUCAUUCACAACCGUCCGCCGCUGCUUGCUCAUCCCCACCGUCAUCAUGGCCAUCGAUGGUACCUCUCAGCCGCUAUCAGACGUCCUGCCUACCUCUCAAUCGAACCAGGGCAGCCACGUCUACUCGAACGACACUCGCGUCACAGGCUACGAGCCCUUGAUUUCGCCCUCGCUCCUCCUUCAUGAGAUCCCUGUACCUCCCAAGGCGCAGCAGGUCAUCGCCAGAGCACGAGCCGAGGCUUCAGCCGUCAUCAAUGGCAAAGAUGAUCGAUUGCUCGUCGUAGUCGGCCCAUGCUCAAUCCACGAUCCUGAGCAGGCAAAGGAGUACGCCUCAAGGUUGGCAAAGAGCGUUGACCAGUACCGCGGGGAGCUCGUUAUCGUCAUGCGAGCCUACUUCGAAAAGCCUCGAACUACAGUUGGCUGGAAGGGCUUGAUCAAUGACCCUGAUAUCAACGGCACUUUCCAGAUCAAUCGUGGUCUCAAGAUUGCCCGCAAGCUACUCGUCGACCUCACGUCUUCUGGUGUCCCCGUCGCAUGCGAGGUUCUCGACACCAUCUCACCGCAGUACACUUCUGACCUCUACUCGUGGGGAGCAAUUGGUGCGCGAACAACCGAGUCGCAGCUGCACCGAGAGCUCGUUUCCGGCCUCUCAAUGCCAAUUGGCUUCAAGAAUGGCACUGAUGGCGGGCUCGGCGUUGCUGUCGACGCCAUCCGUGCAUCGUCGCAACCUCAUGCCUUUAUGGGAGUCACCUCUCAAGGCCUGGCCGCCAUUGUCAAGACGGCUGGCAAUGCCGACUUGCACAUUGUUCACCGUGGUGGCUCAAAAGGCACCAACUACGAUGAAGCCUCUAUCGCAUCAUCUCACGAGCAGCUGUCCAAGGCUCUGCCUUCCCGCCAUCCUUCCAUCAUGGUCGAUGCCUCCCAUGGCAACUCGAGCAAGGACUACCGCAACCAGCCAAAGGUCAUUGCGUCGGUCGCCGAUCAAUUGUCUAAGGGUGAAAAGGCCAUCACCGGUGUCAUGAUCGAGAGUCACAUCAACGAGGGCAAACAGGGCGAGCCCAAGGAGGGCAAGGUCGAGGAGCUUCAGUACGGCGUCUCCAUCACCGACGGCUGCGUAAGCUGGCAAACUACUGAGCAGCUUCUGUCGCAACUGAGUCAAGCGGUCCUCUCGCGCAGAAAGAUCGCAACGCAGGCUUGAGCUGUAUAAUAGCAUUUCCCUAUCCAUCCGGUCCUACCGUCUCGCUGUGACAUCUUCUUCUCCGCGCUCAAGCAAAGACUUUGCCGACCGCAAGCUCGUCCACCUUCUUCUCUCUUUGCAGCUUCUCCUUCUUGGCCCGCAAUGCCUCCUGAUUCGCCGAGCGGGUCUUGUACUCCUGGCCCUUCUGA